Euleptes europaea (tarantolino) is the source of this 447-nucleotide messenger RNA. RefSeq names its product protein S100-A11-like. NCBI's taxonomy places the organism in Eukaryota, Metazoa, Chordata, Lepidosauria, Squamata, Sphaerodactylidae. The coding region runs from base 1 to 447 and encodes 148 amino acids. Gene Ontology annotation, molecular function: calcium ion binding. The record is from RefSeq and is a predicted model, not a curated record. Gene Ontology annotation, cellular component: cytoplasm. The transcript has a single exon.
AUGUCGUUGAAGUACCCCGCUGGCCCCACAGAAACCAAACACUGCAUCGAGUCGCUGCUGGCAGUGUUCCAGCACUAUGCCGGCCGCGAUAGGAGCACUUCUUCCCUUUCCAAAAGGAAGUUCCUGACCUUCAUGAACACAGAGCUGGCGUCUUUCACAAAGGACCAGAAGGACCCAAGCGUCCUGGACCUCACGAUGAAAAAACUCGACAUGAACUGUGAUGGCCAGCUGGACUUCAGCAAAUUCUUGAACCUUAUCGUCGGCCUGGUACAGGCCUGCCACAUCCAAGUGAUGUCAUCCCUGACCAGCAGGGCCACCAGAAACCCUCCGGCUCUGAGCCAUCACCACAAAAUCGCAAACAUUCCAGAAAACCGAUCUCUGCAUAUGACCAAAAUCAGACAUUGCAAUGCAGGCGGCAUUAUUUACGUUUCCAUCAAUAAAAAUUGA